CUCAUAUUUAGGUAGGUAGGUAAUUGCCAGAAACGAGAGGAGCCCUACUAAGAUACUAGGUGCUCAUCCUCCUUUCUAAUCUGCAAACGUCCCAAUAUGGCAGACUGGUCGCUACAGGGAGAGGUUGAGGCCCUUACUUAUCCGCCUGUGCCCUCAAAUUUCGGUGCGAAUUAUUGCGAGACAAUCCGUCAAGAUACGUAUGAUUACAUCGACCCCGUGACUAAGUCGGAUUGCAAGGGGAAGGCCGUCUUGAUAACAGGAGGGAACAAGGGAAUUGGUAAAGGAGUUGCCCUAUCCUACGCAAGAGCCGGCGCAUCUCAUAUCGCCAUUACCUCCCGCUCAGAUGCUGCCGAUGUCGCCACAAGUGUUGAAAAAGCCGCGAUAGAUGCUGGCCGGGAACGGCCAGUAGUGAUGCUGCUACGAAUGGACGUCUCCGACCCAGAGAGCGUGAAAGAUGCCGCCCACGCUUUAGAGGCGAAUUGGGGUCGGCUGGACGUUCUAAUCGGCAACGCAGGCUUCCUAGCGAAAUACGAGAGAAUCUUAGACGGGGACGAAGACGAGUGGUGGAAAAGCUUCGAGGUCAAUGUUCGCGGAAGUUAUCUCGUCGCCAAAGCUUUCCUACCCCUGAUGCUGAAAGGUGGUGAUAAAACUAUCAUCAGCAUGUCAUCGACUGGAGUCUCACACUUCCACACUGGCGGCAGUAGCUAUCAAAUCAGCAAGCUUGCUCUUUUAAGACUCACAGAGUAUUUGAUGGCGGAAUACGCCGAACAGGAUAUCCUAACUUAUUCCAUACACCCAGGCGGGGUAGCGACAGAUUUAGCCCGAGGGCUUCCGCAACAGACACAAGCAUGGCUCAAGUGCACGCCAGCUUUAGGUGGUGAUACAAUCGCGUUUCUGACAAGCCAAAGACAGACUUGGCUGGCCGGAAGAUACAUCAGUGCUAUGUGGGAUAUGUGCGAGUUCUUUUCUAAGAAAGAUGAGAUUAUCGCAAAAGAUUCUCUAAAGAUGAAGAUGACCUUUUAAAUUUUAAACCAGUUGUCGCGAUGCGAACUCGGCAUAAGGAGGACAGUAGGGCUAUUGCACGGCGAGCCCGACACUAUUCUCGCUUACCUACAAGGUAGUAGGUAGAUAGGGAUAUUGUAUACCUAGUUCACAUAGAUUCCUCCAUUUAUAAGGAGAGUAAUGGCAGGCUAGGUAGGUGUUAUCAAUUAUCGUUUACCUAGCAAUUAUGAGAC
This is a messenger RNA of Annulohypoxylon maeteangense, 1235 nucleotides long. Its product is annotated as NAD(P)-binding protein. Lineage: Eukaryota; Fungi; Ascomycota; Sordariomycetes; Xylariales; Hypoxylaceae. The transcript is spliced from 4 exons. Gene Ontology annotation, molecular function: oxidoreductase activity, acting on the CH-OH group of donors, NAD or NADP as acceptor. The record is from RefSeq and is a predicted model, not a curated record. The coding region runs from base 97 to 1023 and encodes 308 amino acids.